Molecule: messenger RNA, 3232 nt
Organism: Rhineura floridana
Lineage: Eukaryota; Metazoa; Chordata; Lepidosauria; Squamata; Rhineuridae
Product: zinc finger protein 91-like
Exons: 4
Coding region: 251-2806 (851 amino acids)
Source: RefSeq, a predicted model, not a curated record
UAUCUUGUGGUCAAAAGUAAUAGUCCUGUCUGUUUCCUUGAAAGAACGAGACCUCGCUUCCUGUAAGGAAGAAGGAGAAAGUCUGUUUAUCCAAGUCGCCAAAGAAGAGGAGGAGACCUCAGCAGAACGAGACCUCGCUUCCUGUAAGGAAGAAGGAGAAAGUCUGUUUAUCCAGGUCGUCAAAGAAGAGGAGGAGACCUCAGCAGAACCAGACCUCAUUUCCUGUUGGGAAGAAGGAGAAGAUCCAGUGAUGCAGGAACCCAAAGAAGAGGAGGAGACCUCAGCAGGACACAUCUGGGGGGUCAAGGCUGAGGAUGAACCAUAUGAAGUAUCACUGGAAAAAGCUGAGGAUCAGGUUCAGGAGCAGAAACUGAGGAGUCAAGAUGGAGCAAAGGGACAAGAGGAAAGACAGACUCACACAGGGGACAAACCUUAUAACUGCUUGGAGUGUGGAAAGAGCUUCAGUGACAGUAGCACCCUUACAGUGCAUAAAAGAAAUCACACAGGGGACAAACCUUAUAAAUGCUUGGAGUGUGGAAAGAGCUUCAGGUGGAGUAGCGCCCUUACUUCACAUCAAAGAAUUCACACAGGUGACAAACCUUAUAAAUGCUUCGAGUGUGGAAAGAGCUUCAGUCGGAGUGGCCACCUUACUUCGCAUCAAAGAAUUCACACAGGGGAUGAACCUUAUAAAUGCUUGGAGUGUGGAAAAAGCUUCAGUGAGAGAUACACCCUUACAGUGCAUCAAAGAAUUCACACAGGGGACAAACCUUAUAAAUGCUUCGAGUGUGGAAAGAGCUUCAGUCAGAGUGGCCACCUUACUUCACAUCAAAGAAUUCACACAGGUGACAAACCUUAUAAAUGCUUCGAGUGUGGAAAGAGCUUCAGUCGGAGUGGCCACCUUACUUCGCAUCAAAGAAUUCACACAGGGGAUGAACCUUAUAAAUGCUUGGAGUGUGGAAAGAGCUUCAGUCGGAGUGGCCACCUUACUUCGCAUCAAAGAAUUCACACAGGGGAUGAACCUUAUAAAUGCUUGGAGUGUGGAAAAAGCUUCAGUGAGAGAUACACCCUUACAGUGCAUCAAAGAAUUCACACAGGGGACAAACCUUAUCAAUGCUUCGAGUGUGGAAAAAGCUUCAGAUGGAGUAAUGCCCUUACAGUGCAUCAAAGAAUUCACACAGGGGACAAACCUUAUCAAUGCUUCAAGUGUGGAAAAAGCUUAAGAUGGAGUAAUGCCCUUAAGGUGCAUCAAAGAAUUCACACAGGGGACAAACCUUACCAAUGCUUUGAGUGUGGAAAGAGCUUCUGUCAGAGUGGCCAGCUUACUUUGCAUCAAAGAUCUCACACAGGGGACAAACCUUAUCAAUGCUUGGAGUGUGGAAAGUGCUUCAGUCGGAGUGACAAACUUAGUAUACAUGAAAGAACUCACACAGGGGACAAACCUUAUCAAUGCUUGGAGUGUGGAAACUGCUUCAGUCGGAGUGACACCCUUAGUAUACAUGAAAGAAUUCACACAGGGGACAAACCUUGUCAAUGCUUCGAGUGUGGAAAAAGCUUCAGAUGGAGUAAUGAGCUUAAGGUGCAUCAAAGAUCUCACACAGGGGACAAACCUUACCAAUGCUUCGAGUGUGGAAAGAGCUUCCGCGACAGUAGAACCCUUACAGUACAUCAAAGAAGUCACACAGGGGACAAACCUUAUAUAUGCUUGGAGUGUGGAAAGAGCUUCAGUGAGCGUAACACCCUUACAGUGCAUCACAGAACUCAUACAGGGGACAAACCUUAUAAAUGCUUCGAGUGUGGAAAGACCUUCAGUCAGAGCAGCAGCCUUACAGUGCAUCAAAGAUCUCACACAGGGGACAAACCUUAUCAAUGCUUCGAGUGUGGAAAGACCUUCAGUCAGAGCAGCAGCCUUACGGUGCAUCAAAGAUCUCACACAGGGGACAAACCUUAUCAAUGCUUUGAGUGUGGAAAGAGCUUCAGUGACAGUAGAACCCUUACAGUACAUCAAAGAAAUCACACAGGGGACAAACCUUAUAAAUGCUUAGAGUGUGGAAAGAGCUUCAGGUGUAGUAGCAAGCUUACUUUGCAUCACAGAACUCAUACAGGGGACAAACCUUAUAAAUGCUUAGAGUGUGGAAAGAGCUUCAGGUGUAGUAGCAAGCUUACUAUGCAUCACAAAACUCAUACAGGGGACAAACCUUAUAAAUGCUUAGAGUGUGGAAAGAGCUUCAGUCGGAGCAGCACCCUUACAGUGCAUAAAAGAAUUCACACAGGUGACAAACCUUACCAAUGCUUUGAGUGUGGAAAGAGCUUCUGUCAGAGUGGCCAGCUUACUUUGCAUCACAGAACUCAUACAGGGGACAAACCUUAUAAAUGCUUAGAGUGUGGAAAGAGCUUCAGUCGGAGCAGCACCCUUACAGUGCAUAAAAGAAUUCACACAGGAGACAAACCUUACCAAUGCUUUGAGUGUGGAAAGAGCUUCAGUGACAGUAGCACCCUUACGGUGCAUAAAAGAAUUCACACAGGUGACAAACCUUACCAAUGCUUGGAGUGUGGAAAGAGCUUCAGUCAGAGUGGCACCCUUACAUCUCAUCAAAGAAAUCACAGAGGGGACAAAUCAUAUAAAUGCUUGGAAUGUGGAAAGAGCUUCAGUCGGAGUGACAGCCUUACUUCACAUCACAAAACUCACACAGGGGAGAAACCUUAUAAAUGCUUGGAGUGUGGAAAGAGCUUCAGUCGGAGUGGCCACCUUACUUUGCAUCACAGAACUCAUAUAGGGAACAAACCUUAUCAAUGCUUGGAGUGUUGAGAGACCUUUCGUCAGAAUGGCUACCUUCAGGCGCAUCAAAGUAUCUGUACAAGGGAAGAGAUUUAUCAAUGCUUUGAAAAGUUUGCUUUUAUUUAUUAGAUUUAUUAGUGGCCCAUCUGGCUGGUUGUCCAGCCACUCACAACUUCUUGUUGUUGUUAUGUGCCUUCAAGUCGAUUACGACUUAUGGCAACCCUAUGAAUCAGCACCCUCGAAGAGCAUCUGUCAUGAACCACCCUGUUCAGAUCUUGGAAGUCCAGGUCUGUGGCUUCCCUUAUGGAAUCAAUCCAUCUCUUGUUUGGUCCUCCUCUUUUUCUCCUCCCUUCUGUUUUUCCCAGCAUUAUUAUCUUUUCUAGUGAACCAUGUCUUCUCAUUAUGUCUCAAAGGAUAUAAUUAUAGCUUCUAGUGAUAGUCCUGGUUGAAUUUGUU